AUGUACAAUCUGAAAUUGGAUAAGUUCUACGGUCACGAGGGGCACGAGGCCGCGGAGCGUUGGUUGGAGCAUAUUGAGAAGACUUUCCGAGUGUUGAACAAUCAGGGGAAUCUCCCUGAGCUUCGUAGUUUGACUUCAGCCGAGAAGACGGACUGGAAUGUUUUCAUUAGGCUAUUUAAGAGGAGAUUCGUGCCCCCAGAGUAUAUUGAUCGCAAGAAACAGGAAUUCAUUGAAUUGAAACAGCGGAAGAUGUCUGCGAACGAGUAUUAUCGGAAGUUUACCGACUUAUCUCGCUACCACCCUGAGAUUGCUAGUAACCCAGCGGAGAUGCUUCGCCGUUUUCGUAUCAGCACUAAGAAGAAGUGGCGUUCGAUGUCGACCUCCACUCAUUGUGAUACUUAUCAGGAGUUCUACGAGGUUUUGCUGAGAGUCGAGGACUCUGAGAAUAUGACGAGUGAGAGUGAUGAGAAUGAGAAGAGUGGUAAUCAGAAGAAGGACGACAAAGGUAAAGGUCAGGCAUCGCUCGGGCCUCGUCAGACUCAAAACUUUAAGAGGGGUGGUAACAGCUCUAGUUCUUCUAGUGGUGGUUUCAGUGCCACGGGUCAGGGACGAGGAGGUAGAUUUACUGGAGGCUUUCGAGGCCAGAGACAGGGGGACGGUGGUCGAGGUAGGGCCCCACUUUGCCGAAGGUGUAAUAAUCGGCACACUGGCGAGUGUAGGCGGGGCAGUAGUGGUUGUUUCACUUGCGGGCAGAUUGGGCAUCGAGCCGCGCAAUGUCCCCAGAGUCAACAGCAGAGACCGCAGCAGACUUUCCUGCCACCACCUGUCCCUAUCCAGCAGAUUCAAGGUCCUAGUGGUUACGGACAGCUUUCACCUAUGGAGCAGCUGCAACCACCACCCAUGGCAAUGACGCAGCAAGCCUACACUACCCAUUCGGGUCACGGGUCGGUGGGACCCGUUAUUGCAGUGGUUGCAGUGAUCACCAUUCUCGGAGUCAUUGCGGUCAUGAUUGGUAGGCUCUGCUCCGGUCAUCGGAUCAUGGGCCAUGGGCGACACUACAACUUCGAAUCAUGGGUGGAGACAAAAUGUUCUUCGUGUCUUGACGGCAGAAUCGACCCUUCUCCACCGCCUCCACCACCGGUCACUGUCUCCGGCGAGGAUGUCGCCCUGGCAGAGAGGGCAGACGCAUCGCAAGAAAUAAAGGAAGAAGAAGAAGAAAAAGAAGAACCCCAACAACAUCAGCAGCAGCAACAUCAACAACAACAUCCCCCGCAGCAGGAACAACAUCGACGACAACAUCAGCAGCGGCAACAACAUCAACAGCAACAGCAACAACACAAUUCCCAAGCAGCAAGUAGUAGUGAGUCUUAA
This is a messenger RNA of Pyrus x bretschneideri (Chinese white pear), 1371 nucleotides long. RefSeq names its product mediator of RNA polymerase II transcription subunit 25-like. Gene Ontology annotation, molecular function: nucleic acid binding; zinc ion binding. The record is from RefSeq and is a predicted model, not a curated record. NCBI's taxonomy places the organism in Eukaryota, Viridiplantae, Streptophyta, Magnoliopsida, Rosales, Rosaceae. The coding region runs from base 1 to 1371 and encodes 456 amino acids. The transcript has 3 exons.